Messenger RNA from Calidris pugnax (ruff), 2078 nucleotides. Its product is annotated as mucin-2-like. Lineage: Eukaryota; Metazoa; Chordata; Aves; Charadriiformes; Scolopacidae. The transcript is spliced from 2 exons. Bases 303 to 1211 code for a protein of 302 amino acids. The record is from RefSeq and is a predicted model, not a curated record.
AGCCCCACGGAGACAGCGAGGAGGACCCCCAGACCCACGGAGAGAGCAAGGGGGGGAACGAGGACCCCUAGACCCAUGGGGACAGCAAAGGGGACCCCCAGCCCCAUGGGGACAGCGAGGAGGAGGAUGAGGACCCCCAGCCCCACUGAGACACCAAGAGGGACCCCCAGCCCCAUGGAGAAAGCAAGGGGGACCCUCAGCCCCACGGAGACACCGAGGAGGACCCCUAGACCCAUAACAACAGCGAGGGGGGGACGAGGACCCCCAGCCCCACGGAGACACCAAGAGGGACCCCCAGUCCCAUGGAGACAGCGAGGGGGGGAGCGAGGACCCCCAGCCCCACAGAGACACCGAGGGGGGGGAUGAGGACCCCCAGCCCCACGGAGACAGUGACGGGGACCCCCAGCCCCACAGAGACACUGAGGGGGACCCCCAGCCCCACGGAGACAGCGAGGAGGAGGAUGAGGACCCCUAGACCCAUAGAGACAGUGACGGGGGGGACAAGGACCCCCAGCCCCAUGGGGACUACGAGGGGGAUCCCCAGCCCCACGGAGACAGCGAGGAGGACCCCUAGACCCAUAACGACAGUGAGGGGGGGAAUGAGGACCCCCAGCCCCAUGGGGACACCGAGGGGGGGGACGAGGACCCCCAGCCCCACGGAGACACCGAGGGGGGGGACGACGACCCCCAGCCCCACGGAGAAGGCGAGGGGGACCCCUAGACCCAUAACGACACCGAGGGGGACCCCCAGCCCCAUGGGGACAGCGAGGGGGAGGAUGAGGACCCCCAGCCCCACGGGGACAGCAACGGGGACCCCCAGCCCCACGGAGACAGCGAGGGGGGGGAUGAGGACCCCCAGCCCCACGGAGACAGCGAGGAGGACCCCCAGACCCACGGAGAGAGCAAGGGGGGGAACGAGGACCCCUAGACCCAUGGGGACAGCAAAGGGGACCCCCAGCCCCAUGGGGACAGCGAGGAGGAGGAUGAGGACCCCCAGCCCCACUGAGACACCAAGAGGGACCCCCAGCCCCAUGGAGAAAGCAAGGGGGACCCUCAGCCCCACGGAGACACCGAGGAGGACCCCUAGACCCAUAACAACAGCGAGGGGGGGACGAGGACCCCCAGCCCCACGGAGACACCAAGAGGGACCCCCAGUCCCAUGGAGACAGCGAGGGGGGGAGCGAGGACCCCCAGCCCCACAGAGACAGUGACGGGGACCCCCAGCCCCACAGAGACACUGAGGGGGACCCCCAGCCCCACGGAGACAGCGAGGAGGAGGAUGAGGACCCCUAGACCCAUAGAGACAGUGACGGGGGGGACAAGGACCCCCAGCCCCAUGGGGACUACGAGGGGGAUCCCCAGCCCCACGGAGACAGCGAGGAGGACCCCUAGACCCAUAACGACAGUGAGGGGGGGAAUGAGGACCCCCAGCCCCAUGGGGACACCGAGGGGGGGGACGAGGACCCCCAGCCCCACGGAGACACCGAGGGGGGGGACGACGACCCCCAGCCCCACGGAGAAGGCGAGGGGGACCCCUAGACCCAUAACGACACCGAGGGGGACCCCCAGCCCCAUGGGGACAGCGAGGGGGAGGAUGAGGACCCCCAGCCCCACGGGGACAGCAACGGGGACCCCCAGCCCCACGGAGACAGCGAGGGGGGGGAUGAGGACCCCCAGCCCCACGGAGACAGCGAGGAGGACCCCCAGACCCACGGAGAGAGCAAGGGGGGGAACGAGGACCCCUAGACCCAUGGGGACAGCAAAGGGGACCCCCAGCCCCAUGGGGACAGCGAGGAGGAGGAUGAGGACCCCCAGCCCCACUGAGACACCAAGAGGGACCCCCAGCCCCAUGGAGAAAGCAAGGGGGACCCUCAGCCCCACGGAGACACCGAGGAGGACCCCUAGACCCAUAACAACAGCGAGGGGGGGACGAGGACCCCCAGCCCCACGGAGACACCAAGAGGGACCCCCAGUCCCAUGGAGACAGCGAGGGGGGGAGCGAGGACCCCCAGCCCCACAGAGACACCGAGGGGGGGGAUGAGGACCCCCAGCCCCACGGAGACAGUGACGGGGACCCC